This is a messenger RNA of Pseudonaja textilis, 2246 nucleotides long. It is a transcript of the gene C10H1orf216, whose product is annotated as chromosome 10 C1orf216 homolog. The record is from RefSeq and is a predicted model, not a curated record. Lineage: Eukaryota; Metazoa; Chordata; Lepidosauria; Squamata; Elapidae.
CCGCCCCUCCCCGCUUCAUUCCUGCCAGGCUCCAGCGUUGGGUGGGGGCAUUGAUGUUUGCCAUGUGCCAGCCGGAAUUCCGCCUCCACCCACAGCUCGGUGAAGCCCAGGGAAAUUCACAGCAGGAUGUGAUCUACCGUAACAAAAAGGACUCCCACCCAGACAAGAACCUCAACUUCAUGAAUGAGAAGUCCUACGAUAGCAAUGAAAACUGGAGCCAACCGAUAUCAAAGGCGCCAAUACCAGAGGAAUGGGAACAGUGGAAUGACAACGGGAUAAAGAAGAUAUCUGAGAAUCUGACUGAUCUAAUACAGAAAGCAAAGAAUUGCUCCAGAAGCAUUUCUCAAAAAUUGUCUGAGGACAAUUUCCUGGGCUUAGGGCAGAAGAAAAGAGAAGAGGAGGACAUCCGUAGACCACCUGAAGGUUCUGAGUUCCGGAGUCCAGAACAAGAGACCAAGUACCAGGUGAAGGUAAAGAAAAAAGGAAGUCUGGUCAGCUCCCCUCUAGAAGACAAGGGUUAUUCCAGCAGUCGUUGGACUGAUAGCCCUGAGAGUGAUGGCACCAAUGUUUGGAAGAUACCUUCUGUCACUGAUGAAGACUGGACACGCAACGCUAAGCAGCAAGCUUCCUGUGGUGAUUUUGAGAGCUCUUCCUCUAGUUCUGAGACCUUCUCCCCAGCACUGGCAGAGGCCUUCAGGAACGUGCAGGAGAAGAAGAAGCUCAAAGAGUUAGAGAAACAGAAAUAUCAGACCCACUUAGUGAUGUACCGCCGCCUGGCUUUGCUCCGCUGGAUUCGCAGCCUCCAGGAGAAGGUUGCUGACCAGCAAAAUCGAUUGCAGGAGAGCUUUGACAUUAUCCUGGACAACCGCAAAGAACUUAUUCGACAAGGUGUGGGGCACACUAAAACCGCAACAUAGAGAGAAUUGUAUAAAACAGCCCCCACCUUCCAUCUUUUCAUUUCUUAGCUUGGCCUCCCAAAUAAGGGUCCUCAGGAUCAUGGCUUGUUUGCAAUGUGCCCCGGUGGACUUUUCUCAUGUUUGAUGUUCCUCCUAGGACAGCAAUUUAAUCAUAGACAUUCCAGACAUAUUAUGUAUGUGGACACAUACUUUUUUUUUCAAGAUAUUUUCCAAGAUGCAUCACUUCUGGGGGUGAAUGUAUUGUAAAUACAACUUACAGUGAAAUGAAAUAAGAGAUGCAUAUGGUAUUACGAUGAGUAGGACCUAUGGUCAUGGAGAAAAAAUGAAAAAUCGUGGACAUAUAGGCUUAUAAAACACUUGCUAAGCAAUCUGAGAUGGAAAAAAGCUUGAAUUGGGAACUUUGCAAGUCAGUUGAGUCUUGUACUACUAAUUGGAUAGAAUGUUGGAUGCUUCAAGCCAUGAUACAACUUGCAUGGCAUGACAUCCUUAUGAUACAGAAGAGGUAGUUCUGUGCCACUAUUUGAUAACCACCCCAAACGGCCAAAUUUCUGUUCCUCCUAGCCAUUUCCAUACUCUUUGUCUUAUUUAUCACCUUUGUUAGUUCUUAACUAGACUCCAUCCUUCUUGCCAGGAAGAAUGGGUUUUGAGUUGGUUUGCUAUCCAAGCUUUUUAUCCUAGCUCACUUCCUACUUCCAGGUGCUCACAACCUUUUCAGCCCUUAAAGUUCAAACCGAUCAGUAUGCAAAACAAGAAUCUUGAAACCAAAGAUCUGGAAGGCUUUAGAAUAGGCAGGAUUCUUCUCCCCAGCCUUAUAUUUAUUUAAUCUGCAUCUAAUUCUUUCCUUGGCCCUUAUCGACUUACCAAAAUGGGAUAAUGCUGAAUCUGAAGCCAGUCUUAAGCUCCUUGAAAGCAUUCGGGAACACGGGGCAGGAAAUGAACCAAUCAACAUGUGUCACGAAUGUGACCAACCCACAAUUCAAAUUGUGUCUCCUGAUCUUCGGCUGAUCCUUGGUAUAUGUUGAACCACUUUACAAGGUUGGAUGUCAACAUACAAAUCUGUGCCUGGGUUGACUGAAGAAAGAGGACCUUGUUUCCUAUGUUUUAGACAAUGACCUCUUUAAAUUAAAAUCAGAAGCAUUUUUCUCUGUACUUCCAAAUAAACCAAAUCUUUCCAAGAGUGUGAUCUCCUUGGAGACCAAAUAAGAUUUUACACAUAACUGCAUGCGCAUUUCUUUAAAUUUAAAAGAAAAACAAAAGCAAUAUGGAAUACUGUAACUUUCAAAGUAGCACAGUUGUACUGGCUAAAAUGGAAGUGUAGUAGCCUCUUGA